ACCUACUUGGUUUCACCUGGAAAGGAGAAUAUUAUUUCGAUAAGUGCUUGCCAAUGGGUUGUUCGUCAGCAUGCAAAAUUUUCGAGACGUUUAGCACUGCGUUGAACUGGAUUGCAAUUAACAAACUCGGGAUAGGACACAUGCUGCAUAUUUUAGACGACUUCCUCAUUAUUUCUCAGGGCAGGGGCAAGUGUCGGGGAGAACUUGAAGCAUUUUUAAACAUAUGCGGAGAUAUUGGGAUUCCUUUUGCGCCUGAAAAAACAGUAGGGCCUGCCAACUGUCUCCAGUUUCUAGGAAUCGAAAUAGAUACUAUUGCCAUGGAAGCCAGGUUACCUUCAGACAAAUUAGUUAAGGCUAGAAGCUUGACCGCUGAUAUGUGCAAGAAGAAGGUUAGACUUAGUGAGCUGCCAUCCUUAUUAGGCUACCUUAAUUUCACUUGUAAAGUUGUGGUACCAGGUAGGGCUUUUCUUAGGAGAUUGUAUGAUUUAACUGUCGGGACCCAGAGACCCCAUCAUCGGAUACGGUUAAAUAAGCAAGCUCGGGAGGAUCUUAAAUCGUGGCUGCAAUUUCUUGGUCAGUAUAACGGGAUAUCCGUAUUGCGGAAACAGGCGUGGUUGUCGAAUAGUGCGCUUCAUCUCUUUACCGACGCUGCAGCGUCGUUAGGGUAUGGAAUUGUUUUUAGAAGCAAACGGGCGUAUGGAGUUUGGCCAGGCUGUUGGAAGUUGUUUAACAUAGCUGUCUUAGAGUUUUUCCCCAUUGUGUUGGCAGUUAGAUUUUGGGCUGAAGAGCUAAGAGGAAAAUGUAUUCUGUUUCAUACAGACAACAUAGCUUUAGUGUCCGUUAUCAAUAAGCAAACGUCUAAAGAAGUCAAGUUGAUGUCCUUGGUGAGGGACCUUGUUCUUUCGUGUUUGAAACGGGAUAUAAUUUUCAGAGCGGAACACAUACCGGGAAGACAUAAUAAGUCGGCAGACCUACUUUCUCGUUUACAGAUAUCAAAAUUUGUCAGUCAGGCACCAUGGGCAGACAAGCAGGAAACGCGGAUUCCUCCGCCCCUACAACCCGAGAAUUAUCUAUUCACUUAGAUACUUUAUUAGGGGCAGCUCUAUGUAAGAAUAGUCAGGCUACUUAUACCAGAGCGUGGGAAUUGUACAAUGAAUUCUCCCGGGAUUGUCUAGGUAUUUCGCCGGCGCUACCGAUAGCAACACCUAACUGGGCACUAUUUUUGGCGUAUAUGUUCCAUUUAAAGUUAGCACCUUCAACAAUGAGGACCUACAUUUCAGCGUUAGGUUACAUUCAUAAAAUUCGCGGUUUAGAGGACAAAUCAAAUUCUUUUCAAGUUCAGAAGUUGUUACAUGGGGCUAAGUGUCUAAACUCUUCAGUAGACCAGCGUCUACCAAUCACAGAGGACAUACUGGGCAGGAUGAUUGACUCAUUACCUGUGGUGUUUUCCAACCCUUCAAUCAGACUACUUUAUGAGACAAUGUUUUUAGUUGCCUUUCACGGAUUUUUUUGGAUUGGUGAACUGACGGUGCGUAGUUCGGAUGAGGAAGCGGCCUUGCAGGUGCAGGACGUUUCACUUUCCAGCUCCGCGGCCUAUCUUAAUAUAUCGAUGUAUAAACACAACAGCGGUAAAGCUAGCAAGAUCGUCACACUAGACAAGUUAGACAGUACCCUAUGUCCAGUUGCUGCGCUCAAACGUUACCUACGACAAAGGUCUCUCUUCCCAGGCCCUCUGUUUUGUGACAGAUGCUUUAAACCGGUAGCAAGAUCCUCCUUUAACGAGGCACUCAGAGUUGUAUUUAACUUCUUAAGGUUAGAUUCUACUAGAUACAAAGGACACAGUUUCCGUAUAGGUGCAGCAUGCUCGGCAGCAAAGAAAGGCUGGUCGGACGCAAAAAUUCGGCAAAGGGGCCGGUGGAAUUCAGAUGCAUUUAAAGCAUACAUUCCUGUUCAGCUGUAGAGAAUAAGGGUUGUUGUCGGUAGCGUAGCUCAGCGGAAAAAGAGCCUAUUUGCUGAAUAGGACCAAUUAGAAGUUUGGCAAUCUAGAGUUUUAUUUAUCACUUAAAUGUAGGGA
Molecule: messenger RNA, 2074 nt
Organism: Haliotis rufescens (red abalone)
Lineage: Eukaryota; Metazoa; Mollusca; Gastropoda; Lepetellida; Haliotidae
Exons: 1
Coding region: 1016-1960 (314 amino acids)
Biological process (GO): DNA recombination; DNA integration
Molecular function (GO): DNA binding
Source: RefSeq, a predicted model, not a curated record